This is a messenger RNA of Leishmania braziliensis MHOM/BR/75/M2904, 450 nucleotides long. RefSeq lists its product as hypothetical. NCBI's taxonomy places the organism in Eukaryota, Euglenozoa, Kinetoplastea, Trypanosomatida, Trypanosomatidae. The record is from RefSeq and is a predicted model, not a curated record. The transcript has a single exon. Bases 1 to 450 code for a protein of 149 amino acids.
AUGUAUGGAGACAAGGGCCCGCCUAAGGGCUACAGUGUCCCUCGAUACGACACCAAUGCCAGCAAGCGAUGUCAAACAUGUUCGAGCAAGGAGCACUGGACCUUUGAGUGCCCACAGAGGCAAGUGUCCACGUCGUCUGCAAAGAAAAGCGCCGCCGCGACAGUGAAACUGAGCCGUAGCCAGAUGCUCCGGUACGGGAUAAAGCAGAGGUCUAUCAAUUUCGUGCCGGAACCGACGGAGCGCGAGCUGUUUGAUGCGGAACUAAAGGAGCUGCGCAACGUGCUGACGACGGAGGUGCGUCAGGAGCUCAAAGCUGAAAAGGCUGCGACUCACAAGAGCGGCCACCCCCGCACGGCGCAAGCGGCGCCGCUUCUCUCCGCUGAGCCAACAAAAGAGUCGCCACUUGACUCCGUCACAAUCAAGAAAGAGCGUGAGGAGGAGGGAGGGUGA